Molecule: messenger RNA, 429 nt
Organism: Leishmania mexicana MHOM/GT/2001/U1103
Lineage: Eukaryota; Euglenozoa; Kinetoplastea; Trypanosomatida; Trypanosomatidae
Exons: 1
Coding region: 1-429 (142 amino acids)
Source: RefSeq, a predicted model, not a curated record
AUGGUGCGAUAUGUGCAGCGUCCGUGGUUCUCGCCGCUCGGCUUCAUGGCGUCAAGCCCGACUGCCUACGUGCCAAUGAUGACCUGCAUCGCCCUCGCCAUGAUCUUUCCGUUUCGCUACCAAAUCUCCGAGUAUUUUGAGCGCCAGCACGAUGGCGCGCACGUGGAGCUGCGCCGCAAAGCUGUCAAGUACUACACUGAGAUGGAGCGGAUGCACCGUCGGCAGGCGCUGGUGAAUCUAGAAAGCAUUCAGGACGACAACGCGCCGCACCGCCUCAGCGCGGUGCUGUCGGUGGAGUCAACUCAGGCCGGCAACCUAGAUCAAGAGUACAACUACUGGUACGCCCACGAGCGCGACGCGAUCCGGGCAGAGAAGCUGAUGAUGGAGAUCCGCGAGCUGAAGGCGAAGAUGGCUGCUGACAGCGCGUGA